This is a messenger RNA of Diutina rugosa, 1572 nucleotides long. RefSeq lists its product as uncharacterized. The coding region runs from base 1 to 1572 and encodes 523 amino acids. The record is from RefSeq and is a predicted model, not a curated record. Gene Ontology annotation, molecular function: allantoate transmembrane transporter activity; dipeptide transmembrane transporter activity. Lineage: Eukaryota; Fungi; Ascomycota; Pichiomycetes; Serinales; Debaryomycetaceae. Gene Ontology annotation, biological process: dipeptide transport; tripeptide transport; transmembrane transport. The transcript has a single exon. Gene Ontology annotation, cellular component: plasma membrane.
AUGACAGCCUCGUUUGCCUCACCCACUCCAUCCAGUAAUGAAAAGCACAAUGCUGCCAUCGACGUGAAUUCUGUCGACGAAGACCCUCCCCAGCUCACUACCUUCCAGUCGCCGAUCACGGGGGAAAAAGUCGUCGCCGACCAGGCGUUUGAGCUUGCUCAGCAGACCGGCCACAUCGAAUUUACCAAGGAAGAAGACCGCAAGCUCCUUCGCAAGAUCGACUUGUGCAUCCAGCCGUUUAUGAUCGCCGUGAUCAUUUUGCAAUACAUGGACAAAACCACGACCACGGCGGCGUUGAUGCUUAACUUCCGUGAGGCCUUGGGAAUGACAGGCGACAUGUACCCGUGGGUGGCCUCGUCAUUUUACUUGGGCUACUUGGUGUUUGCUUUUGUCACUUCUCGCUGUCUCCAGAGAUUCCCCUUGUCUAAAGCACUUGCGGUAUUCAUCUGUUUAUGGGGGAUCGUGCUUACCUUGGAAGCAAUUCCCAACUACGCUCUGUUCAUCGUAUGGCGUACGGCUUUGGGGAUGUUUGAGCUGGCGGUGCUUCCUGGAUUGCUUUUUGUUGUUGGUCAAUACUACCGCAAAGAGGAACAACUUUCUCGGACGACGUUUUUCUACUGUAUGAUGGGGUUGGGUAACAUCCUUGGUAAUUCAUUUGCGUACGGUUUGUUUAUCCAUCAAGACACUUACGCUCUUCCCGCGUGGCAAGUGUGUUUCAUUACCAUGGGUCCCAUCACCAUUGCCUUCGGUAUCUUUUACUACUUCUUUAUGCCUGACACUCCCGCCAAUGCCUGGUUCUUGAACGAAAGAGAGAAAGCAAUGGUGGUGGAACGUAUUCGUGAUAACCAACAAGGGUUCGGUAACCCUCAAUGGAAGUGGAGCCAGUUCAAGGAGGCCAUGCUUGACACCCAGACGUGGUUGAUGUUCUUGUUUGGCUGCUGCAACAACAUUGGUAACGGUGGGUUGCAGAACUUCUCGGUGCUUUUAAUGAAGGGGAUGGGUUUCGACUCCCGCCACCAGAUCUUGAUGAACAUGCCUCUUGGGGCGAUGCAGAUUGUCGGCUCGUUGGUGUUGGCCUACAUUGAACGUCUUGUCAAACUGAGAAUGACUGUCGGCACUUUAGGGGCUGGCCUCUACUUGAUGGGGGUGUGCAUGUUCGUCUACGGUCCCAACAACGCCGUCAAGUACGCCGGUUACGUGUUCACUCCCAUCUUACUUUUCCCCGGUGCUUGUGUAUUGUCAUGUGUGGUGCUGAACGCUGCUGGCCACACCAAGAAGCUCACCUUGAACGGGGUCUCUUUGCUUGGCUAUUGUGUCGGUAAUUUAAUUGGCCCGCAAACCUUCUUGACCAACGAAGAACCUAACUAUCCCACGGGUAAGACCACGUUGAUGGUGACUCUGUCGCUUUCGGUGUUCUGGAUGCUUUCGCUUUGGUCGCUUUACCUCUACCGUAACUGGAAGAAGGAGAAGUUGGUGGGCACGGAAGUGUACGAAAAGUUCAAGGCGAUGGACAACGUCGAGUUCGGCGACUUCACCGAUAAGGAAAACCCAUUGUUCAGAUACUCCUGGUGA